Molecule: messenger RNA, 2705 nt
Organism: Zerene cesonia (dogface butterfly)
Lineage: Eukaryota; Metazoa; Arthropoda; Insecta; Lepidoptera; Pieridae
Gene: Mkk4
Product: dual specificity mitogen-activated protein kinase kinase 4-like
Exons: 8
Coding region: 200-1426 (408 amino acids)
Biological process (GO): protein phosphorylation; MAPK cascade
Molecular function (GO): JUN kinase kinase activity; ATP binding
Source: RefSeq, a predicted model, not a curated record
AAUAUUUAUAGUUUUGUAUACGGUGUUGACGAGAUUCUAACAAUUUGCAAUGCAUGAUGUAAAGACAUUUUUAAUUGUUUAUUUAUGAAAGAAGUUAUAGUCUGAUCUAACUAACAUUCAAAUGGAGAGUCUAAAAGUGAACGCUGUGUUUAAGAAUAUAUAAGUAUUUUAUUGGGACUGUAAGGUAUAUUGAAUAAAAAUGUCGAAGAAUGGCGAUGUGCCGUCAAGUCAAGGACCCAGCAGGCCGUCUAUGCCAAAGCCCGAUUUGAAUUUAUUUACCUCUGAUAAAAGAAAAAUAUUAAACCUGCAGCUUGGAGGGCCAUCAGCAGAUAAUGCUGCAUUUAUGCCAUUCACUUCUACCGCAGUUCAAAGAACUCGUGUACCAUCUAGAACUAUUAGGGAUGUCCUCCCAGAAAAUACUAGAGACCGUUGCAGAAUAUAUCCAUCAAUGCAGUCCUCUGGAAAACUACAGCUAUCGGCCACUGAAGUGUAUGAUUUUACUUCUGAUGAUCUACAAGAUCUUGGUGAGAUUGGAAGAGGUGCAUUUGGGGCAGUUAAUAAAAUGGUCCACAGAAAAUCAAGUAAAGUCAUGGCUGUAAAAAGGAUUCGCUCAACUGUAGACGAAAAAGAACAAAAACAAUUGUUAAUGGAUCUUGAAGUUGUGAUGAAGAGUAAUGAAUGUCCUUAUAUUGUACAGUUUUAUGGAGCUCUUUUCAAAGAAGGUGAUUGUUGGAUCUGCAUGGAAUUAAUGGAUACAUCCCUAGAUAAAUUCUAUAAAUUCAUCUGUGAACGGAUGCAAACACGCAUACCAGAAACAAUAUUGGCUAAAAUUACACUAGCUACUGUUAAAGCACUAAAUUAUUUAAAAGAAAAAUUAAAAAUUAUUCACAGAGAUGUGAAACCAUCAAACAUUCUAUUGGAUAGAAGGGGCAAUAUAAAGUUGUGUGACUUUGGUAUAUCAGGUAAACUGGUUGAUUCAAUUGCAAGAACACGUGACGCAGGAUGCAGGCCUUACAUGGCACCGGAAAGAAUAGAUCCCGGACGCGCGCGCGGUUACGACGUGAGAUCUGAUGUUUGGUCGCUCGGAAUCACCCUGAUGGAGGUUGCUACUGGUGCAUUCCCAUACCCACGGUGGGGAUCUGUCUUUGAACAACUCCAACAAGUAGUACAGGGAGACCCACCUCGUCUUACAAACAAAAACAAUUCGUUUUCAAACAAUUUCAUCAAUUUUGUUAAUACUUGCCUUAUUAAAGAAGAAACACAGCGACCAAAGUACAAUCGUUUAUUAGAACAUCCAUUUAUUAAGGGUAUUGAUCAAAGCCGCGCAGAUGUAUCGGCGUAUGUGUGCGAAAUUCUCGACUCCAUGGAACGUAAUGGAGUAAGUCCCUUUACCACUGAUCAACCAGCACAGGCAUGGGUUGAAUAAAUUAUAAUUAAUACAAAAAACUUACUUGGUCCUUUGACAUUACACUUCACAAACUUUUUAAAAUUAAUUCAUUGUAAGAAUUUACACAUUACUAUGUAUUCAAAUAAGAUUAGCUUGCCUAAUGAAUAAAAGCAGAGUUCAAAUUUCACAUCUAUUUUAUACUGUUUUAAAUGUAGUAUAAUUAUUAUUGAUAGGGAAAGUAGACAAUUUAUUCCUUAAUUUUAUUGCAACACACAGCACUUGCAUAUUAUUAUGUAUUUCAAUAGUAAUUUUUUUUGACAUUGAAAAAUCCCUAUUAAAUAAUCAGAAAGCAUUGUAAAUAUGAGUUGAUUUAAGUAGCAUGACUUAUGAACAAAUUAAAAGUACACCAAAAAUGAGAAAUAAUUAAAUAAAUUAGUUGUUUUUAUUUUAGCUAUCAUUGUCAUUUUUUUUAUUGAUAACAGUUUAACAGAGUGUGUAAUAUGACAAUAGAUGUAAUAAAAAAAAUGGCAUACUCUAGAUGUUAUAAUAAAUGGGAUUUAAUUAAAAAUUUUUUUUUUUUCUUAUUUAUCUAAAUUUUUAUUUUGACUUUUUAAAAAUAUAGCUUAUAUCCUUCUUAGCCUUGAGUUAUACAAUUUAUAUGUAGAAUUUAAUUUAAGCAUUAAAUUUGUUAUUCUCACAAAUAAAGUAAGUCAUUUCAAUGUCAAUGUUGAAUGUUCUGUAGUCUUGGAUCAAGAUAACUUCUAUGAAUCCUGUAUGCAAAAUACUUUUAUUAUGAUUGCUUCUGUACAAAAUUAUCAAGUUUUUUACUUUUAUGUCCCCAAUGCUGAAUUCUAUUAUAUAAAUGUUAUUAAUGUUACACAGUCCACAUGCAUUUGUAGGUAUUUUGAGCAAAUAGAUUUUGAAAUAGUACAAUAAUUAUCAAUUCAGUGAUGUGAGCCUGCAAUUUGGUAUGGGAGUUAUCUAACCAUACCCUUAACAGAUAGUAUAUUAUUUUCACUCUUUAAGUGUAAAUUGUUAUUAAGAAAAUAUAUACUAAACUGUAUGUUACCAGAUACAAAUGCUAUGCUUAGUAACCUUUGUUAUGCGGCAGCCAUAAUCAAUUUUAUAUUUAUGAAAAUAAUUGUAAAUGUACUAUUGUAAUUUUGUACAUACAAAUAUUGAAUGUGAGAAUUAUUAAUGAUUGAACAUUUGGCAACAAAGAUAAGAUAUAUGUUAACAUGAAUUAAAUCAUUACAUUUUUCUCCAUGCAUGUUGGUUUAAUUGUGAAGCAAUAGAAAAUAGAAAGAGUACACAUAAA